UUUUAGACAUGCGUACUUUAACACAGACGCUAGUGAACUGGAGUAAUCGCCAUAACUGGCACCAGGGAAAGGUUUAGAUCCGCGUGAGAGUCGCUGGGAGAUUCAGGAUGGGGGACAAGCCAAUCUGGGAGCAGAUAGGGUCUAGCUUUGUGCAGCACUACUACCAGCUGUUCGACACGGACAGGACCCAGCUUGGAGCAAUAUAUAUUGAUGCGUCAUGCCUGACGUGGGAGGGACAGCAAUUCCAGGGAAAAGCAGCGAUUGUCGAGAAGCUCUCAACUCUCCCCUUUACAAAAAUUGCCCAUAGUAUAACAGCCCAGGACCACCAGCCCACCCCAGACAGCUGUAUCCUGAGUAUGGUUGUAGGACAGCUAAAGGCAGACGAUGACCCUGUCAUAGGAUUCCACCAGUGUUUUAUCCUGAAGAACAUUAACGAUGCGUGGGUAUGCACCAAUGAUAUGUUCAGGCUGGCUCUGCACAACUUUGGAUAAGCCCCGCCCCCCCCAAGGCGGGCAGGAAGACCUGGGAGGGCGGGGCAGGAGUGGAGCAGACCUCCAGCCCCCCCUCUACCUCGUCUGCACCCGUCUUGACAUAACAACACCGGAUAUUUAGACUCCAAUCCCAGAAUCCUACGCGGGCUGGAACCGGCCUGCCCAACAGAAACAAUACGUGCUCCUUUGCUGAGAGCUGGUUGACCAGUCUGUCUGCCUCUCUGCUGACCUGCAUGAUGCUGGGAGCUUCUCUGUGCACACCGGACCAGGACGACACCAACAACAGCAGCUUACCGGCGCCUACCAGUCUACUGGACUCUGCUGUUAACUUAAUAACUUGACCUGUUUUUAGUUCACUUUCAGACUAUUCUCUAGUUGUGUUCUAUUAUUAACCCCUUGUGUGUUUUUAUCAGUUUGCCUUAGUGUAUUUUACUGCAUCUCUGCUCUCAUUGAAGGUUGGGUUUCUGUUCAUGGUCAAGUCUGGGUGCUCCCUGGAGAACCGUAUGAGGAUGAUGACACUGUUACCCUGUCUGCUCACAGUUAUCUAUCGUUACAACGGCCGCCAUACACAAUAAAACCUUCACAUUUUCUUAAUGAAGAUGUCAACUCA
This is a messenger RNA of Hypomesus transpacificus, 1101 nucleotides long. RefSeq names its product nuclear transport factor 2 (gene nutf2). Gene Ontology annotation, biological process: protein import into nucleus. Gene Ontology annotation, cellular component: nuclear pore central transport channel. Lineage: Eukaryota; Metazoa; Chordata; Actinopteri; Osmeriformes; Osmeridae. The transcript has 5 exons. The record is from RefSeq and is a predicted model, not a curated record. Bases 108 to 491 code for a protein of 127 amino acids.